Molecule: messenger RNA, 498 nt
Organism: Mesorhabditis spiculigera
Lineage: Eukaryota; Metazoa; Nematoda; Chromadorea; Rhabditida; Rhabditidae
Source: the annotation of a GenBank genome assembly
AUGAAGGGUUGGCUUGGCGCUAUCCUAUUAUUAGAAUGCUCCAUUUUGCUGGAAGCCACUUGUCAACUCGGCACCACCCGUACCGUGGAAAAUGUCUUUGAUCUGCAGUGCGUUGAUGCUGGCGGCGGAACGACGACGGAAUUGUUUGUCGGCUGCACGGCCAAGGAUGUUCUACAUCAGGUCCGAAAAGUCAAAAUCGGGAGCCAGCUGAACCGGGAGGAGAGGGAGAAGACAGGAAUUUAUUCAGACAAAGGCUUCAUCUUCCUCUGCAACCGCACCGAGACGAAUCAGGCCAUCUGGAAGCCAGUUGCCUGCUGGGCCCUGUCCGGGACUACGGUGGUAGAGUUUGCUUUUGGGCAGACGAAAAGGAUCAAAGCUUGCUCUGGAUUUCUUCAACUUUCCAUUCCGGACAUUGUCGGCAAGAAAGAGCGUGACGUCACCUGUGUCCUAAAGGGCACCUCGGCUACCGUAUCGGCUGGAAAGAUGCUGGCGGCUGGA